This is a messenger RNA of Microplitis mediator, 5412 nucleotides long. RefSeq names its product protein diaphanous homolog 1-like. Gene Ontology annotation, molecular function: microtubule binding; actin filament binding. NCBI's taxonomy places the organism in Eukaryota, Metazoa, Arthropoda, Insecta, Hymenoptera, Braconidae. Gene Ontology annotation, cellular component: cytoskeleton; actin filament; cytoplasm. Bases 961 to 5058 code for a protein of 1365 amino acids. The record is from RefSeq and is a predicted model, not a curated record. The transcript is spliced from 7 exons. Gene Ontology annotation, biological process: cortical actin cytoskeleton organization; actin nucleation; actin filament network formation.
AUGGUGCAUCGGUUUUAAAAUUAUUUAUAGCAACAAAGACUUUGAUUUAUGAUAAAUAAUAAACAAUAAUUACAAUAAUAAUGAAAAUAAUAAUUGAUAUAAUUUUUUAAUAAAACUGUGAGCGUGUUUUAUAAAUUAAUAAUGAUUCAAAAAAUAAUUUAGCCACGUGGUAAAAUGAAUACAACAAAAUGUGUCACUCACAUGAAUGGAGUAAAUUGUUCCCACGUGGAUGUCAGACGCGCAAAUUUAUACAAUUAUAUAUUUAGAGAAUCCUUAAUAAGGAAGUGAGAUCACAAGAAACAACAAUACAAUACAAUUAAAGUUAAAUCAUUAUUCACUUUCAUUUCAAAUUAUUUAUAAAAUAUUCAAUUCAAGUUUUCAAAUAAACCACAUUCAUUUUUAUUAAUUUUUCUAUUGUGCCCACAAAUAUAUACUAAGUAAUUUAUAUCAAUUAAAAUAAUAAUAAUUAUUAUUGUUAACUAAUAAAUUAUUUACAAAUUUUCCUUUACUUAAUUAGCGAGCCUGUGAUUUUUUUUUAAUUGCGGAAAUUUAUUUCGCGGCUUUUAGUCACGUGUCAUUCCAGAGCGUAAUUUUGAAAACAAACCGCAUAGCAAUGAAAAGUUAUUAGACCUUGUAUUUAUUUCAACUAAUUCUAGGGAUUAUUUUAAACUGUAUAUUAAUUUUUGACUCACUCGACUAUAACACAGACGACAAACAAAAGUUUUAUACGAUAAAGUACAGGGAUUUAUUUUAAACGGAUCGAAAUGUAAAUAUUUGAAAAAUUCCUCGGUAUGCCUGCUUAUAUCUCAAAUAUAGCCGUGUAAAAAAUAGAAGCUCAUAUAUUAUGCGACAUGACUUAUGCCUGUUAUUAUUAUUUUCUUCAAAAUGUAUGUCAGCGGAAUUUAAAGUGAAUUAAUAUAAUAAAGUGGACGUAUAUGCGUUUGAAAUAUCGAUUAAGAGAUGAGUGUGGAUGAGAAUGAGGGCGCAGUCGCGACGGCGUCGCGACCCUUACGGAGAAGUAUCGGAGACAUCGCCCGUAUUUGGAUCCACUCUUUGAGGACCAAAACUAAUUUAUCUCGCGAUGAGAGUGCUGAUGAUUGGCCUGCCGAUCGGAGCGGUAGGUCCUUAUUGUCGCGAAUUCGCGGCGACAUUGGGCAUUACGUUGUCGAGGGCCUGAGUAAAAGUAAUUCGAAAGCAAUCGAUGCUUCCGGGGAAUCAACAGCUGAUUCUAGUGACAGAUCUGAUAUCAUAAUGGGCAAUCAUCAGAGUGACGGUAAGAAACGUCAAAAAAAACACAAUGUGGGAGCUGAUACAAAUGUCCAAGUUAAUUUUGAAAAAGUUCACACCCCAGGGAAAAGGCCGGCACCACAACCGCCUAAAAUUCGACAGGCGGCUCCGGCAGUCCCAACGAUACGGCCGGAUGACAUCAAAGUUACAGUGGAAUCUCCAAAACGAGCGGAAGUACCGGUUGAAAAACUUCAAGAGGUAGAGGUAAAAUUUGAAGAGGAGGAGGUUACUACGUCCUGUCCGCUCCCACCUGUAGACCCGCGGAGCUUCGAUGAGGCUCCCGCACCCGCAGUAUCCUCGAGUUCUUUCUCUGGUUCCGUGGACGCACCAGGUGCUCCCGCGGCAGCACAAAUACCCUCGCAACUAUUGACGAUCGACCCUCAGCUUCUCGUGACCGAUUCGUGGCGACGUGCAAACGCAAAUGUGCUGAAGUUAUCUGACAUUCCGACACCACCCAGUCAAGCAUCCUCCAGUGACAGUAUUUUUACUGAUCCCGAGGAGAACGGUAUGGUGGCUGAUACUAGUGCACCUCAUCAGACAAUUAGCUCUCUGACAACCAAAAAAUCACGGCAACAUCAACUUCAAAACAACAACAACAACAACAAUAGUUUAUCGACCUACAACCGAAAGAAAAAUUUUUCCGUAACCGGACACCGGAAAAUCGAAGGCAACUCAAAUUCAAAUUCACCGAAUAAUCGACUUGUCUCACCAUCGCUUAACGGAUCUUAUCGCAGACACAGUACUAAUGAACAAUUACCUAAUCCGAGUGUCGCUUUAAGAAGAGUAUCAAGUUUUACAUCCGCCAAUACUUUAUCACGUCGAUCAGCAUUUCCGCUCGCCGAAAAAUUCACCGGUCAACAUCUAAUAAACUUGCUUACGUCUGAAAUUCCUGAACAUUUACGGAAACAACUUUCAGAUGGGGAUCUUAAUAAAUUCACUGCUGCGCUUUACUCUCAACUACAGGCGAUAGGAAUAAUCAAACCACUUGGAGAUAAGUCGAUAAAUAAAACUUUUUCGGCGGAUCAAGUUUACUAUUGGGAUUCGCUGAUACCAGCGAAAUUACCAACAGAGAACCGUAACAAUGAGACAAAAUAUUCGGCUGAGUUUGUUAAAGGCCUCGAAGAUGAGAUUACGAGCUUACGUACGGAGGUCGAGAGACUUAAAAUACUGGUUGAAAAAUUGGAAAGACAGAAUAGAGAUAAAUCAGAGAAUCUCGCGGUUAUGAGAUCAAAAGCCAGCUCACCUAUGCCGAGAGAUGACAAUAAUUUAGAAUUAAACAGAAGCUGUGUGUCGUCUGAGAGCGGAAGAUUCACUGGUAGUUCAAUAGACUUAUCACCGAUUUCUCAUCAAUUAUCGGAUAGGGUCCAGGAUGACUCUUUGGUGCUACCGUCCGGUUUGUCCACUAUUUGUGAAGCUGACAGAAUAAACGAUGAAACCGAGUACAAAACGCUGUUACCAUAUAGAAAAUUAUCUAAUGCCGAAAAAAAAAUUACGGAUCAAGUUAAUCCGGAGUCGGAUCCUACGGUGGAUGUCACAGAUGACAUUAACAGUUGCCAAAAUAUAGUAGAUAGUGUUAAACAAUCCGAGUCACUGGAAAUUAAAAAUAAUACUCGCAGGAAAUUGGAUUUUGUCCAAGAUGAUACUGGGCUACAUGAGAGUUUACAGGGCACUAAAGAUUUAUCAAUCAUAAAGUCUGAUGGGAGUGACUCCCAAUCAAUUUCACAGGAAAUUAAAGACUUAAAAGUAGAUGAUAGUAUUUCAAAACCACCACCUCCACCACCUUUACCUACACAAGAAAUAGUUACUGAUGAUAAUGAACAGUCUGCAAUUCCUAAACCCCCGCCACCUCCACCAAUACCUAGCUUUGAAAGUCCUCAUUUACCGAUUCCAGUACCAAGUGAACCUUCACCACCACCCAUGCCAGUUUUGAGUGGUCCACCUCCACCACCACCACCUUCAAUGCCAGAACUGAGUGGACCUCCACCACCACCACCACCUCCAAUGCCAGAACUUAGUGGACCUCCACCACCACCACCACCUCCAAUGCCAGGACUGAGUGGACCUCCACCGCCACCUCCAAUGCCAGGACUGGGUGGACCUCCACCACCACCCAUACCAGGAUUUAGUGGUCCACCUCCCCCUCCACCACCUCCAAUGUCUGGUUUAACUGGACCACCACCACCACCACCCAUGCCAGGACUAGGUGGACCCCCACCACCUCCAAUGCCAGGAUUAAGUGGCCCACCACCUCCUCCACCACCUCCAAUGUUUGGAGCUGGUCCACCUCCGCCGCCACCAAUACCAGGAAGUGGUUCAACAGGACCUCCACCACCUCCCCUGCCAUUUUCCGGUAGUCCAGCAGCACUACCUACUCCACCUGUCGGAGGCUGGAAUCCUCCCGCUCGAGCAAGUAUGCGAAAAGAGCCUCUAGCGCCAGAAGUACCAAUGAAACCUCUCUAUUGGACAAGAAUAAUCAUCCCAGCUGAUCAACAACCUGUUAUUCCCGCUACCUCUCCAGAUGCGCCUCCACAAGUCCCAUUGUGGAUAGAAAUCGAAAAACAAGAAGAAAAUUUAAAUAUGAAAGAGUUCGUAGAUCUCUUUUCGCGCCAAGUGAUUGAACGUAAGCCAACAAUAAAAAAAGAAGAGUCCGACAAACCGUCGAAAAUUCAACCAGCAAAAAUACUCGACUCUAAGCGUUCCAAGACUGUCGGUAUCCUCGAAAAAAGUUUACGUGUUGAUUUCAGCGAAGUUGAAAACGCCGUAUACAAUCUCGACACCAGUAUCGUCAGUCUAGAAGCACUCAGACAGAUUUAUGAAAUAAUGCCAACGGCCAAAGAAAUGGAGGACAUCACCGCCCACGAAAAAGAGCAUCCAGAAAUACCGCUGGAUCGUCCGGAGAAGUUUAUAAAACAGUUGUCAACUAUUAAAAAUUUCAAUGAACGCAUCGCCUGCUUGAUGUUUCAGUCCGAAUUCCACGACGCUAUUUCAUCAGUGUCAACAAAAUUAACAAACUUGCGUUCAACUUGUGACUAUCUACGCAACUCGCAGUCCCUAAAAAGAGUAAUGGCACUAAUUUUAACCCUGGGCAAUUAUAUGAACGGUGGUAACCGCAUGCGAGGGCAAGCCGACGGUUUCGGUCUUGAAAUUCUCAGCAAACUAAAAGACGUCAAAUCAAAAGUACCUGGGGUUACACUCCUACAUUAUCUUGUACGCGUCAGACUAGAACAAGAGGGCAACUAUAAUUUUGACGAAAUGUUAGCGCUACCGAUUCCCGAACCCGCAGAUAUUGAAGCCGCCUCGACAAUUAAUUUCGAGGACAUAAUCAAAGAAUUGGAUCGGUUGGAAAAAGAAUUACAGAGGUGCGAAAAAAAUUGCAAAGUUGUAACAGAGUCGUCGCCUGAAAAUUCAACGACUGCAUUCACUGAAAAAAUGGAUACAUUUUUAACCCGAGCUAGAAACGAACUUGUCAGUGAAAAAGAGAAUUUGCAGGAAGCGCGGGCUAGAUUUAAAGCCGUUAUGCUUUUUUAUCAGUAUAUUCCUAAAGGCACUAGUGUAGACACUGCCGACCCGAAGGACUUCUUUGGGCUGUGGAUCAGUUUCUGCAAGGACUUCAAAGACAUCUGGAAGAAGGAGCAGCAGAGAUUGAAGAAGGAGCGCAUGAAGACGAUAAGGAAAAAAUUAGAAGACAAACGGAAAGUUGAAACGGACAAAGUUGUCCCGGGUGGUCUGAAAGACCGACUUCUGAAACUGAUGGACAAAAAUAAGAGGUAGUUUGUACCAAAAGAAAAUACGAAAUGAUGAACACCUUGACUACUAUUAUAUAUAAUGCACAAAAAUCUAUCGCGUUAAAAAAUUUGUUACUAUAUUUUAUUUGAUGUUAUGGAUGAUCUAACUGAUGAUCACAUCCAAGUAUAAAUAAAUCUGUAAUUAUAAAUUUAAUUAUGCUUCCUUGAGCAGUAGCUGUACUUUUUUUGUUUAUUAAAAUAAUUAUAGUAUGAAUUGUUAAUUAAUUGAAGUAACAUUUGUUAUAUUUAUUACGCGCACGAAUUAUUUAAUUAUUGUUAUAUUUUUAAAUAAACUAUAAGUUUAGUACUCGUUGAACGAAGUAGAACUUUAAUAAAUAAA